UUCUCAUAAGAGUCAAACUAACAGUAUUUCUACUUACAAGAAAGUAAAAUAGGCAAGCAAACCAAGAAAUAUUAAACUUUGCAGUACUAUUUUGGUUCCAAUAGCAACACUUUGACCGUAUAAAAUUCAGGAAGUGUAAUGUAGUCAAAUGUUUAUAAAGUAAUAGUGUUGAUGAUUUGGUUUCAGGCUGUAAAUAGUUUGUACCCAUCGACAGCUGAACCUCAUCAAAUAAAUUUAGUUUCAUUCGACUAUGGGAUCUUUCAAACCACUCAUAAAUAUUUCUGUUCUGAACUGUGAAAACUAGAUUAUAAAUUCUGGAGAAUGCCAUUUCUGAAGGGUGGACGUGCUGCAGUGACAAGGACUAAAAAAUACCUAGAAGCUGGACGAAUACUUCUAAACGAUGGUGUCAAGAUUAUUGCCAUCAAUCACGUCCCCGGAGCGGAGAUAUCACACGGAUGUGAUGAGUUCAUUAAAUGGCAUCUACCUCCUUUACAAUUCAGAAAUCCGAACGUUCAGAUAAUAACGUUCAAAAAUAUGUUUCCGACUCCAUUUAUUAAAAUUUAUCUUGAAAAAAACGAAGAACAAGUGGUGAAUUGUGCCUUUCGAAAGAAUUCCGAAAUCUAUGAUCACCUAAUUACACUUCUUGGGAAGACUGCUCCAUCUGAUAGUUCCUUGGUGAAUAACUUGACUACAAAAAACCCGUCAAGUUUUGGCACCGAUUUCUUAUUCGACUGUAGGUUCCCGCGCCAAUGUAUAUGCGAAUUAUAUGGUCAAAUGCCUUGCUCGUCUAAUGUUGGGAAACCGAAGCUAUGGCCAAAGUUGGAAUAUACAUUGCCUCCGGUGGAUGCAGAAUGGUUUAAAAACGCGACGGAUACUAGUGUUACAAAUGAUGGAUAGUCAUUCAGUGUGCGUUCAUCUGUAAAACACAUCAUUACUGUUUCAUCUUGUGUCGUUCUUCCUCUUUCUAGUGUUUAACAUAUUUAGUACAAUUUUUCAGGACAUCGGAUUUUUUUCAAGUUCAUGCUAUUAAAAAAUAUCUUAUAAGACUGUGCAAUUAUUAUCGUUUUAGACAUCUUAGCUAAGUAGUUACAAGGACCUAAGUUUAAUUUAAAUAGAUCCAACAAACUAAGUCCGUCAGAAUAAAAAGUCUCUCAACAGUAAAUUAGUGUGAUUUUCAGUCCUAUGAAUCCCGGUUAUAUUUGAACGAUAUAACUCUUAAAUUUUUUAGUUCUCAUUUUUUUAUUCGUAAGAUUCGCCUAUGUAUUCUGACACAACUACAAUUGUUUGACUUACUAUCAAUAAAUAUUUCGUGGAUUUUCCUAUCAGCUAUCAUGUAAUCCUGUUGUUUUAUGGGGCUAUGAAGUUCUGUUUUGUGUUGCUACCGAACACGUUUUCCCGAUCAAAUGUCUUGAGCAUUUACAUUAUUAUUUAUUGGUAAGUAGGAAUUUUCAGCAAUCCAAUAAAAAGUGGAAACGCAUCCCUACACUAAUGAUAACAUUAACACCUACCUGUAUGCUUCAAAUCGGACAAUUACCAGUACUUCACUUCCAAUUGAAUCAAUAGUUUGAAGACUGAACACCAAUGCGAUCUCUAUGUAGCCAUUGAGAAGGCUGGUCGAUUUAAAAAGAUUAUAUUCUCAUCA
Schistosoma spindalis is the source of this 1642-nucleotide messenger RNA. The record is from the annotation of a GenBank genome assembly. Lineage: Eukaryota; Metazoa; Platyhelminthes; Trematoda; Strigeidida; Schistosomatidae.